Messenger RNA from Drosophila persimilis, 1249 nucleotides. RefSeq names its product ubiquitin-conjugating enzyme E2 D2. The transcript has 2 exons. The record is from RefSeq and is a predicted model, not a curated record. NCBI's taxonomy places the organism in Eukaryota, Metazoa, Arthropoda, Insecta, Diptera, Drosophilidae. The coding region runs from base 272 to 1123 and encodes 283 amino acids.
UAUAAUUAUGUGACUGUAUUCAAUACAGAAUCGUAUACGGCGGGGGAAACUUGAAAGUUCAAAACAGAGAAACGGCAAAACAGCUGGGCAAAAUGUAGUGUUGGAAACCGAGUCAAAGGAAGCCGUGCUGGAAACCGAGUCAAAGGAAGCCGUGCUGUAAACCGAGUCGAAAGAAACUGCUGGAAAACAUACCUCUCUCACUUUCAUUUCGUGUGCGACAUUUUGAGUCAUUCUGGGAAAUUAAAAUCAAAUUUUCAAUAAUCUGAACGUAAUGGCGCCCCGCAGAAGUGCUCGUACUUUGGCGUCCCCUGCCGCCACGCCCUUGAUCCGACGCGCUGCGUUCCGCCGUGCAGUGGAGGCCAUUCCCGGGCGCGUCAGGAUCACCACCACUGCCAGCCAGCGCCGCAGGACCACCACCACUGCUAGCCGGCGCCGCAGGACCACCACCACUGCCAGCCGGCGCCGUGCAAUCCAGAGCGCUGCCAACCAGCCGCCCGCUGAGGACCCUCCCGUUACCAACCGUCGCGGGAUCAAUAGCCGCGGGACCAAUCGCCGCGGUACCAACCGUCUUCCUGUGCAGGACACCGCACCGAUCGUGACGCUCCUCCAGAAUCCCGACCCACAACGUGGCACCGGUAGCCAUGCCGGCAUUGGAGCUUUGACCGAAUUUGGCACUAAAUUAGGCCUGCGCCGCCUCCGCAUGGAGUUGGCGAAAAUGACGAGCGAUCCGACGGACGGGUGCACGGUGGAGUUAGUGGACGACUGUAUCUACGACUGGAAGGCCGUUAUUCUCGGGCCCUUGGGCACGCCCUACGAGGGCGGCCACUUUGAACUACGCCUUCAAUUUCCGCAGACGUACCCGGCUCGACCACCGUUUUUGAUGUUCCUUACAGAGGUCUACCAUUGCAACGUACUCUACCGCGCUAUCUGCGUGGAUAUUCUGGGCUCGACUUGGUCGCCCGCCCUGACCGUGGAGAAGAUACUUUUGUCCAUCCGGUCGCUGCUGUCGGACCCCAACCCCGAGAACCCCUUGAACGGCGCCGCUGCCGAGCUGUACAAGACGGACCGCGAGGAGUACGACCGCAUGGCACGGCAGUGGACCCUCCGCUUCGCCCAGCCUUGAGAUUCCACAAAGUCUGAAUAAUCCCACACUUUCCGAAUUCUUCGGGCACCAUGAGAACAUACUAACAUAAUAUACAAUUUAUAUUUGACUGAAAUAAAGGCCCAGGCUGUGAGUUGUUUGCCUCAC